Molecule: messenger RNA, 981 nt
Organism: Glycine soja
Lineage: Eukaryota; Viridiplantae; Streptophyta; Magnoliopsida; Fabales; Fabaceae
Product: ADP-ribosylation factor-like
Exons: 7
Coding region: 227-772 (181 amino acids)
Biological process (GO): vesicle-mediated transport; intracellular protein transport
Cellular component (GO): cytoplasm
Molecular function (GO): GTP binding; GTPase activity
Source: RefSeq, a predicted model, not a curated record
AAAUAGGGGCCACCCAAAAUUGAACAAGAAGUCCUGAGAAGGCAUCUAGAACAAAGCUCUGAAUCUGAUUUUGAAAACUGGAACGCGUAAAAUGAACGGUACCCCUCCCUCAUAAAUAAAAUCUACUACUAAACGCUCUUCUCUUCUGCAAUCAAUUUGCAAACCAAACACAACACAAGGAGAAGAACCAGAUCUCUCUUUCUCAAAUCACCAAGAAUAGUUGAAAAUGGGGCUGUCUUUCACGAAGCUGUUCAGCCGGCUCUUUGCGAAGAAGGAGAUGCGUAUUCUUAUGGUGGGUCUCGACGCCGCCGGUAAGACCACCAUUCUCUACAAACUCAAGCUAGGAGAGAUCGUCACAACCAUUCCCACCAUUGGGUUUAAUGUUGAAACUGUGGAAUACAAGAACAUCAGCUUCACUGUCUGGGAUGUUGGUGGCCAGGACAAGAUCCGUCCUCUGUGGAGACACUACUUCCAAAAUACCCAAGGGCUUAUCUUUGUGGUUGAUAGCAAUGACCGGGAUCGUGUGGUUGAAGCUAGGGAUGAGCUGCACAGGAUGUUGAAUGAGGAUGAGUUGAGAGAUGCUGUGCUUCUAGUUUUUGCAAACAAGCAAGAUCUUCCAAAUGCUAUGAAUGCUGCUGAAAUAACUGAUAAGCUUGGUCUUCAUUCUCUUCGUCAGCGUCACUGGUAUAUCCAGAGCACAUGUGCCACAUCUGGUGAAGGGCUUUAUGAAGGGCUUGACUGGCUCUCAAACAACAUUGCAAACAAGGCAUAGUGAUUAUCGGUCAUGGGUUGCAUCAAAGUUCAUUUGAGUUUAGCGGUUGUGACUUCCAAUGUUUGAUGUGCUUACCCUGUUUAGAAUCUUAUUUUCUCUAGCAUGUAUUAUUUGUCUUCGAUAAAGAACAGAUUGUCUACUACCUAAUAUCAAAAUAAUUUGCAUUUUUUCUCCGUGUAUAACCAAAAGGCAUUUGUCUUACCCAUCGA